This is a messenger RNA of Volvox carteri f. nagariensis, 6873 nucleotides long. RefSeq lists its product as uncharacterized. NCBI's taxonomy places the organism in Eukaryota, Viridiplantae, Chlorophyta, Chlorophyceae, Chlamydomonadales, Volvocaceae. The transcript has 8 exons. The coding region runs from base 1 to 6873 and encodes 2290 amino acids. The record is from RefSeq and is a predicted model, not a curated record.
AUGCAACGGCAAUACGUUACCUGCUGCCCAUCACUAGUAGGCACCCGUGAACCCCUAGGGAAAGCCAAGGACAUCAGCAGCAGCAGCAGCAAGUGCUUCACAGCCCAGCCCAAUGCCAGUGCCCAGUGCCCAGUGCGCCGAGGCCCCCGCAAUCCCCCCCCCAUAUGCUAUGAGGCGCUUGUUCCCAGCUGCCGGAUGUCGUCACGGUCGCCGCCACGUAUCGACCGUGAGGGCCGCGGUGGGGCCACCGCGGGAAGCAGCGGCGGUGGGAGCUCAGCGGCCCCAGCAGCCGCCUCACCGGGAGCACCCGAGAACCCCCCUGACGACGAAAGCACCCCCCGGCGGCUGGCGGAGCCCCCUGGUGCUGGCGGCGGGGCAUUGUCCCAAAGCUUUACGGACAGAGAUGCGGCGACGGCGGCGGCAGCGGCGGCGGCAGCGACCCAAAUCGCCGACAGUCAAAGCGGCGCCAGCAGCGGACGCUAUGCAGGCAAUGGGGCCCCCGGGGGCGGUAGCUGCGCGCGCCAUGUCAUCGUAGAGGGCCCGCACACUCCCGAAAGAGAUCAGGAGCGGGGGCCGGAACAUGGGGAGGAUGGGGGCGGCUUUGUUGGAGGGGUUGGCUUGCAGCCCCGCCCUAGCCAGGGCCACGAGGCGCGCAGCAGCGGCACUGGCGGCGGGGGCGGCAGUAGCUUCAACACGCAUGACGGUGGAGGUCGCACCAGUAGCCGCGGCAGCAGGACCUCCUGGGUGCCGCGUGUCGGUAUGCGGCGGGGGGGGGGAGGGGGAGCGGCCACCACGGCGCAGGGGUCAACAAAGACUCAGCGACCGACGCCGCCAUCGCUGGCGGCUGCGGCGGCUGGGACUGUAGGAUUAUCCCUCGACGGCUCCUCGUGUCGUGACUUCUCGGCGUUAAACAGCGAUAGGUUGUCAGAAGGUGCCAGCAUGCCGCUGCAGAGGACUCUGCUGGAGGCGGCGGCGGCGGAGGAGGCGGCGGCGGCGGCACCGCCAACGCUGGUCCAUUUGCAAGCGACGGCCCCGGCAGCACGUGCAGCUGCAAUUGCUGCUGUUGCUGAGCAGCCAGGUCUUGUCACAGCAACGCAGACCCAGUCCCAGAGCACGCAACUUCUGGCAGCUGUGCUGUUUUCAUCGGUGCCGGCACCGGAAGAAGCAGUUCCCCAGCCGCGGCAGCCUGAGGCGGCGCUCCCCCGCCAUCAGCUGCAAGUUGCGGAGGGUGGCGUCCGCACAGGGCGGCCGGAAGCUCCCUCUUCCCCUCCCGCCGCGGCUGCCAGCUUGCUCAGUCGGACGACCUCCGGCAGGCUGCUCGCCGCCAGGCUGCCAGCCGUACAACCCCAGCUGCCAGCCGUACAACCCCACGAUCCAAUAUCGCCCGCCAAGCUGCUCACCUCAGCAGAGGAGCGCUUGGAGCCGCAAACGCCUGUGGGGACGGCGGUAGGGGGCACAGCGGCGUCAUCGUCGGCAGCGAUAGUCGCAAUUGCCUCGCCGGGUGUGAGCGCGGGUCCCGGAGCCGGCGGCGGCAGUGCGCAGGUACGGCAGCAGCUGGUGACCCGGAUCACUUUGGACCGUCGCUGCAGCAGCGGACGCGUUGCCAACCUGCCCUCCUAUUUCGAGGUACUGGACCUGGAAAUCUCAUCGGCAGUCGCGACCGCAGCGGCGGCGGCGGCGGCGGCUGCAUCCGUCGGUGUUGCCGCACCGACCACCACGUCCUCAGCGAUCAGCGAGGACUUCGGUGAUGGCGGCGGCGGCGGCGGCGGCGGCGGCGGCGGCCAGGACAGCUCCUUGGCUGCAAGAAUGGCCGCCGUGGACACUGUUCGUGCACCGACGCAGUUGGAGCGCAUGUCUCAGCCGACGCAGGCGUACGGCACGGGCCACGGCUGCAGGGUCUGUGGCCUGGGCGACGUCAGACCGGUGACGAUGCUUGCGGCAGGCGACCACGGCGGCAAUGGUGACGGAGGCGGUGGCAUAAGGCUAUCUGGCUGGCCAGGUCCUCCAGUUCCCCGCCUGUCUGCAUCUGCGUCCCCAUCCGGGCUCCGGGACGUGGAGGCUGAGGUGCCGACGGGGCAGCCGUCUACGUGGGCCUGGCGCGCGCAGUACCACUACCCGCCGCCGCCGCCGCCGCCCCCACAGUUACAGCACCACCAGCAGCCCGCCUCGCCGCACGCCGACGUCCGCAUCCGUUGCUGGGAAAGGUCACUCGGCUGCGGCAGUGAAGGCGGCAGCAAUGCCGACGGCAGCAGCGGCUGCAGCGGCUCGGCAGCUGCAAUGGGCCGCGCGGCGCGGCGGUACCCGGCGCCACCGCCUCCUUCGCAGGCACAGCCGGAUAGGAAGACCGACGGCGCGGCCCCAGGCUCGAGCUCCGUUACGGAACUGCGGCAGCAUUACCAGCAGCACAACCAGCACUACCCGCACCGGCCCAAUAAGCACACGGCGCAGCGGCAAAUGGAUCAUGUGCCAACGCCGCGUACUUCGAUGUGGCAAGCCCCUCCGCCGCCGCCGCCGCCGCUUCCACCUCCGCCGCCUCAGCAACAGCCGCGGCAGGCCGCAGCUGCUGCGGGGUUUCAGGUCCAUUGCGACGGUUCGCUCCGCCGGUUGCCCCAACGGGAGCCCUCCUUCCCGGGGCGGUUGUCUCCGCACCACCGGAAAACGGAGGAGUGUGCCGCCACGCACAGGGGUACGUCAGCGGCAUCGGCACCUUCGGCCGUCGCGGGUCAGUGCUUCAACGAGGGCUGGAGGGUCCCAGCCGCCGAAAUCGCUGCCGCUGGGGGCGGCGUUGCGCGGCAUGUACGGCCUGUAAGGAUGCACAAUAGCGGCCGCGGCGGCAACGCGGCCCAGCAGGACGAGCUCCUCACACCGCGCACCAUCGCCGCUAUUUCUAGCCCGUUCGGCGCUGCCACCUUCGGCGGCGGCUCCUACCCUGCUGCCGUACUAGCCGCCAGGCAAGGUGUGGCACUGAGUUUUGCAAAGGAGAGACGGAGGCCCGGCAGGCUGCCGACGCCGCCACCACGGCCGCCGCUUCAGCCACCGCCAUCGCCGCCGCUGCGGCAGCAACAGCAGCAUGAGCGCCGGCAUCACCUUGAAGGAGUAUCGGGGCUGUCGCGGCUGGACGAACCGGGAUGGUUGGACUGCAUGGUGGCGGCGGCUGCAUGCGGGGACGCGUCCAGUUUGGAGCGUAUGUUUGCGGGACUGGGGGAUGCGGCACUGACAGCGCUGAUGCACGCGGUGGAGAUGCUGGAGGCGGGUGCUGGAGAGCCGGAUGGAGCUGCCCCAGUGAACGGGGCCAGGUGGGGACCGCCGCUGGACGCCGCCGAGCAGCAGCAGCUCGGUAGCGCCGGCGCAGCUGCUACAGCUGCCGUGGCGGCCGCGGCGGCGACAGCAGACGCUACAGUGCAAGGCGCUGAGGACGCAGCGGCGGCCGCGAUAAGCUACCAAAAGGAGCUGUGGCGGCGGCACACUGGGUGCGGCGCAGUGCGACAGACAGCCGAACACGGGUACGACGAUGCUGCCGGUACCGCUGGUGUCAGCAGGUACGAUGCCGCGGCGGCGGAUAUGAAGCCAGGGGUGACCUGCAGCGGGGCCGACGACGGCGGCCAGCAGGCCACAGGGGCAAGCACGGGUAGCGGUAUGGGGACUGAAGCCAGUAACGUAUGUAGGGGCGGCGGCGGCGACCUCGACGGAGUGAAUAGAGCGGAGCUGCCGAACCGACCAGGCAGAAAGGUCACCGCCGCUUCCAGCAGUGCGGCAAUAUCCACCAAGAUCUCGGCAGUCGGCCAUGGGAGCUGCAGCGCCUUUGCCGCUGCGGCAACCGCCGCCAGUACGACACUGGUGCAGGGCUGUUCUGAGGGUGGUGGUACGCGCACGGGAGGAGGGGAUGCAGGGGGGGUGUCCCCGGGCUAUGCGGGCGGCGACGACUUCCAUGCACCGUCCUCCAUCGUACCCCUCACUCUCACGACCGCGAGAACCAUUCGGCCACGGAAGGCCGUGCGUGGUAGCAGCCGCGGAAGCGGCGGCGGCGGCGCCGCCGCCGCUACUGAAGUCACCGUGAUACCUGCAGCCGCCGGCGAGAUGAGGGCUUCUUCAACACCGGCUGUGGCGAAUGCGGGCGGAGAAGCUGCUUUAUCAACUGAUGGAAUCGUCAGCGCCUUUGGCGGCGUCGCAACGGCGACCGCUGCCGCCGCGGGGCUGCCGUCAGCGGAGGUUGGCCCCUCAGCGGCCGAGCCGCACGGGGCGGUGUCCGCCGUGGCCUGCCUGAAACGGGGAACCCCCGACGGAGGGACAGCUGCGGGUACGGCACAUGGUGCUGCAGGCAUGCAUGACGAGGCGGCGGAUAUCGCUGGGCAUGCUCUUCCGGUGCGUCAGUCCUUGGACGGCGUUGCGGGUAUCAAGGCUGCAGCAGUGGGGGAGUAUGUGGAGGGAACCAGUAGGCACGAGACGGCUGUGCAGGUGGAGGCGGAGGGGAUGGUGGGUGCAUCCUCGGCGGCGGUGUCGCUGCCGAGACUUGCGACACGCUUCGCGCUGGCGUCGCCCUUCGCACAUGCCGCCAUGCAGGCCCUGCCGCCCGACGGCGACAGUGAAGCCGGCGAUAGCAGUGGAGGAGCUGGCACGGCGGCCGACACCGGCGCGGCUGAGGCGCAGCCUACGGACCACAUUGCUCAGGCUCCCCAUCCCAGGUCGCAGCCUGCAUCACCGGUCGCGGCCAGCUCAGCCCGAAGAACAAUUACAUCAUCAGCAGCAACGGUCGAGGGAGGGUUGCAAGCUGCGGCACAGGACACUGCGGCACCGUUGCCGCCACCGGCGGCUAGGCAAUAUGCAGUCGCGGUGGCCGGGACGGAGCUGGGACUUCAUCAACGGACUUGUUCGAUGAGGGGCGCAUCCCGCGUGGGCAGCAUCGGGAUUGGAGGCGUGCCUGAUACUGGUCGACGUGGCAGCGGAUUCAGUGCAUAUCGCAACCCGGCAGCGGCUGGAACAAGUACAGCCCAGCAGUAUUCACAUUCCCACCCGUAUCAGCUCCAGCACCAGUUCUACACGCCCGCGACAGAGGCAGUCGUCAGCAGCAGCGGCGGCGCAGCGGAUGCGCAUGGCCUUCCGGCGAUGCCAGCGGCGCAGGGCUGGGGUCCGGCGCCUCCGUGCCCUGUCGUCAUCGGCGGCGGGGCUUUCCCUGUCGCGUUGCAGGACGGCCCGGCGCGGUACGGCGUUGUGUCGCUGGGUGCGGCGGCGGCACCAACGCGGCAGUAUAGCUGGCAGCUACCGUACCAGGUAGCGCAGGCCGUGCUGCACGGGUCACCAUUCCCUGGGCCAUCGGUGUCGCUGCCGCCACCAACCUUUCCAUACCUGCAGCCCCACGCAGCAAAUUAUCACCAGCCUAUGCCCAUCACCGCCAAUGCAGCCCAUGACGACGUGCCUAACGAAGUUUACCGCUGCGGGGGCGGCAACACACGCCCGGACGGAGCUGCCGGAUAUGUGAUGGGGCCAUUGGCGAUCGGUGUUGCAACGGGGGGAUCGGUCGUGGCGCGUGACCAUACUGUUGAGGUGGCCCCCCACAUGCAACUGCCCAUGCUGCCAAUGGCGUCCACGUCAUACGUACAUCCGAACUCACAGCAACUACACCAGCAGCAACAGCACCCGCAGCCAUGGCCGCCAGCGGCACCAUUGGCUACGGCGUGCCCGCAGCCGCUAGUACGGCAGUGCUCAGCAACAUGCACGUUAUCGCCAGCAUUAUUCGUGCCGAUGAUCGUACCGCAGCAGCAGCAGCAGCAGCAGCAGCAGCCCGGCGGCGCCUGUGCCGGCAUGGGUGUGAUGGUGUGUGCUGCGGUUCCCCCGCCAACAACACCCCAGCUUGAGUCAGUGGUGGACGAGGCUGCAGGGACAAUGAUCGGCCCCAGGAACCAACCUGUGUACUUGCAGCCUCCACCCGCGUGGGCCGUACUACAGUUUGGAAUACCGCCAUAUGGCGGAAAUUACAAGGCCGCGCCGAGUGUGGCGGAUGAUCAACGAGAUGUAGCACUGACGACGUACGGCGCAGGUGCUGGUGCUUGGGAGGCGCACUGGCCAUCACCGGGGAUGGAGCUGCAGCACCGGGUCGGGCAAGAUGCCAGCGGCGUUCUCGUGGCAGGACGCCAACAUGAGAUGUUAUUUCAGCAAAGCGAGCCCACGGCUGCCACCACAAUGGAGGAGGCGCAUCUGCCAGGCACGAUGCCACCGCCCCCGGCUGGAGAGCACCGGGAGCAGCAGAAGCACUACCUUGACGACGAGGGUGGAGAAAGUGGUGACGGCAGUGAGCGGCGAGGGAGCCGCACGCGGAGCCGUCCUCGAGGUGGGCCCAGCACGGUGGGCGGCGCCGGCAGCUGCAGCGCUGGUGCGGUCACAGCCAAGCCUCCCCGUGAUGCAGUGUCGGUGCUCAAAUGGUGCCAUGUACAGCAUUCACGCAAGCAGGCUCCAUCUCUGGAUGACGACCUAGUUCGGGAGCUGGUCCGGGUGCAGCUGCAGUCCAACAAGCCCAUCCGCGCGCCUUGGUAUCGUGACGCAGCCACCAGCCGCCAGCAGGCUCAGGCUGCAGCUGCAGUCCUGCAGCGGCAGCAACAACGCCAGCGAGAAAAGCGGCACGCCGAGGUUCAGCAGGGUACUAGGCAAGCGACUCAGAAGCCAUGUUUUCAUCAGCGCAAAACGGAGGGAAAAUGGUUGCCGGCGCAACACGUGGAGGGUGAGGUACAUGAGGUCCUCAGCAUUAGCAAUAGUGAGAGGGGUGAGGCACAUGUGCACAACAUGGAGAGGGCAAGCGCUGAGGCCAGAGGCGGCGUGAGCGUAACAACGGAUAUGGCAAGCGGAAUGGGAACUGGUGUUUUCAUUCCCAAGAAGGGGUGA